UUCUGCACAUUUAAAAAGGUUCAUUUGGUUGGCUAAUUAUUAUUAUGUCAGCCAAUCAGCUGUGAGCAAGCCGACUGCAGUCAUGAAUGAACAACACCCCUUACGUUCCCGGCAUGCAUUGUGGAAAUAGUGUGUGCGUGUGGGAGAGAGAGCGAGAGAGACAGAGAGGGAGAGAGAGAGAGAGGGAGAGAGAGAGCAGCGUGGAUUUGGUUUGGAGGCUGAGGAAAGGACCGUGGACCUGAGCGCAGAAGAAGAACUAGCAAGAAUAGUAGUAGUAGAAGAAGAAGAAGAAGAAGAAGAAAAAGAAGAAGAAGAAGCUCAGAUCAGAUCACUCGUUCAUCACUGUCAACCGCUCAGGAUUCCAGCUGUUCUUCCCUUGUAUCUGCUUCGGCCUGACUGACCCACCAGCCCUUCACCAUGAACUACCUUCGCCGGCGCCUGUCAGACAGUAGCUUUGUGGCCAACCUCCCCAAUGGGUACAUGAUGGACCUGCAGAGGCCGACCCCUCCAGGUUCGUCCACUUCCUCUCCUGCCUCUCCUGCCACAGAGAGGCGGCAGCCGCCGACCGUCCCGAGCCAGACCCCGACCCCGACCCAGAGCCAGACCCAGAGCCAGGGCUCCAGGUCAGCGACCGGCUCAGGUACGGGCUCUGCUGCGGGCACAGGGAGCUUUCUGAGCUCCUUCUCCAGCGUGGUGAAGAGCGCUCAGAUGGCCCAGAACGUCGCCGCCGCGGCACACGCCAAGUCGGCCGCAGCUGCUUCAGCUGACGGCUCCGCUGCAGGAAACAGUCAGCCGGCCAAGCCUGUCGUACGCAAGCCCAAGAUCCUGCUGGUGAUUGAUGAUCAGCACACAGAAUGGGCCAAAUAUUUCAGAGGAAAGAAGUUGAACGGAGAGUACGAGAUCCGGGUGGAGCAGGCCGAAUUCUCGGAGAUCAACCUGGCCUCUUACGUCACCUCGGGAUGUAUGGUGGACAUGCAGGUCAACAAAGGUGGAACUAAAGUGGUCAGGUCCAUUAAGCCGGACUUUGUCCUGGUCCGUCAGCACGCCUACAGCAUGGUCCCAGGUGAGGACUUCAGGAACCUCGUGAUCGGUCUGCACUUUGGUGGAGUCCCAAGUAUCAACUCUCUCUUCUCCAUCUACAACUUCUGCAGCAAACCUUGGGUGUUCUCUCAGAUGAUCAAACUCUACCACUCCCUGGGUCCUGAGAAAUUCCCCCUGAAUGAACAGACCUUCUACCCCAACCACACACAGAUGGUUGCCACUCCUACAUACCCUGUUGUGGUCAAGAUGGGACACGCUCACGCUGGUAUGGGAAAGAUCAAGGUGGAGAACCAGCAGGACUACCAGGACAUCACCAGCGUGGUGGCUCUCGCCGGGACCUACGUCACCACCGAGCCCUACAUCCUGUCCAAAUACGACAUUCGCAUCCAGAAGAUCGGCGGCAACUACAAGGCUUACAUGAGGACGUCCAUUUCUGGCAACUGGAAGGCCAACACUGGGUCGGCCAUGUUGGAGCAAAUCGCAAUGACUGACAGAUAUCGUCUGUGGGUGGACUCCUGCGCUGAGAUGUUCGGUGGUUUAGAUGUCUGUGCAGUGAAGGCCGUCCAUGGGAAAGAUGGCAAAGACUACAUCAUUGAGGUGAUGGACAGCUCCAUGCCUCUGAUUGGUGAACACGUGGAGGAAGAUAAACAGCUGAUCACCGAGCUGGUCCUGAACAAGAUGGCCCAAGUGCUGCUGGGAGUAGCCACACCUCAGCCCUCGUCUGUUAAGACCACACAACCCAGACGAGGGGGGCCCCGCUCAUCUUCCACCUCUCCAUCACAGUCGCCCCAGCGGGCACGGUCAGCCUCCACUUCACCCAGUCAAGCCUUCCAGCCUGGUCCUAUCCCAGCAACCUCUGGGCCUGGGUCUCAGAAGCAGUCACCGCAGCUGAACAAAUCUCAGUCGCUGACCAACACCUUCACAGAAACGUUACGUGGGAGCCAGAACGACGACGAGGCCAAGGCUGAGACCAUCCGCAGCCUGCGACAGUCCUUCGCCAGCCUCUUCUCUGACUAAAAACUUUCCUCAGCAGCUUCCUCUUCCUGUUUCGCUGCCAGGUUUGGAGGAAUUAAGAAAAUGUGACUGGUUUUAAUUUUCAUUUAAUUUUUAUUUAGUUUUUAUUUUCUCCUCCUCCUCUGAGCCUCGGCCUCCGUGAUCUUUGUGUUUCUGAAAAUAUCUGUUGUAAAAUGAACAGCAGUUCUUCGCACUAGACGGACCAACAGGUUUUCAGAGGCGCAGGUGACGGGUUAACUGAUAUUUGACAACAUAUGACAGCAGUCGUACGCAUUCAUCAUACAGCAAGUAUUUAAAGGGUGUGGAGUAUUUUGAGACAAUGUAGACCAGUGUUUUCCAACCUGUGUUGAGCCACAGCGCCGUCUUUACAUUAUUGAAAAAUAUAAUGAAAUAUUAAGAUUUUCUAAUUUGAAUUUACUAACUCAGUGUGAAACCUGGGCCUAUUUAGUUGAACACAACACUGAUAUAUUCACAGGAAUUGAAGAUAUACAUGAAAAUGAGAGUCUGUAGCUUUUUUAUUUGUUUACUUCUUCUGCCAUCUUCUGCCACCUAGUGGAAUAGUAUUUAAUUGUUUUACUGUCACAUAGACAAUGACAAAUUAUAAGCAGUAACUAAAUAACAGUUUUAGACAUUUUAAGUGAAAUUCGAUCAUUCUUUCCAGACUCUCUAAGGCCUAUUUUUUUUUUAACUCAGGUUGUGGCCCACAGGUUGUGGCCCACAGGUUGGCCCAGGUGUAAUUAAUUAUAACGACCGCAAAUGGACGGCUGGAAAAUCUGGUUCUUUACAUUGGCUUUAAAUACUAGAAAAGGAAAGAAAAUGGGUAGAAAAAUCAAACAUACUCACGCUUAACUUUUACGAGUACUGUAAAUACUCCUUUGGUCUGACUGAGUAGAAUCAGUCAGGCCCAGGUUCUACUGUUCUACCGGCUUCCAUCUGUCCCAGAACCACUGCUGCACCGUACAGUUCGUUAGAAAAUUAUUUUUAAAAAACCCCCCAGAAAAUCUGUUCUAAUUAUUAGCUGGGACUUAACAGUAGAAAAUCAAUUAGAGUAACAAUUAGGAUCUGCUCCGUUCUUCAUCCCCUCCUCCUCCUCCUCCUCUUCGUUGUCCGUCCUGGUUCUUAAUCAUUUAUAUAUUUACUCAGAUCGUUUCCUCCUUCCUUUAAUUGACGCGCAGCUUCCAAACUCUUCACAGAUGUCCGCAGCAAUACUCUCUGUUACGUCACAGUCAUGAGACACCCAAUCCGCACGCUUCACCAGCGACCUCUCACAUGUCUUGCCAGCCGACGUCCCUGCGCUGGAGACGCGGAUCAGUUUUCACAGCUGAAUCCUCAAACUUGGCCUAAAAACAACUAAAGUGCUUUUUAAUGACACAUUUGGAAAAAAACAAAACAAAUCCCACUCUGUUCUUGGGCGAGAAAAACACGCCGUUGUUUUUUUGUUUUUUUUUUUAAACCGAGGUGCAAACGCUGUGCACGGGCUCGCAGCCCACCGUCUUCCAUCACAGCUCAGAACUUCUCCUGCACUCGCGCUGCGGUUUGGACCGAGGUCGGUUUGUUUGUCAGGACUUGUACAGUCAAAUACUGUGUGUAGUUACAGGUAGAAACUGAAGUACUUCAUGUGUCUCGGUGUCCAAUCAGAGAGUCAGAGGACCGUGAGGUGAUACUUUAAUAACUACUGAGCACUAGAGAACACAGCCUUGUCAUAAUCCUUGAUUGUUUGCUCACAUUGUGUGU
Messenger RNA from Cynoglossus semilaevis (tongue sole), 3789 nucleotides. RefSeq names its product synapsin III (gene syn3). The record is from RefSeq and is a predicted model, not a curated record. Gene Ontology annotation, molecular function: ATP binding. Gene Ontology annotation, cellular component: synaptic vesicle membrane; synaptic vesicle. The coding region runs from base 418 to 2058 and encodes 546 amino acids. The transcript has 14 exons. Gene Ontology annotation, biological process: neurotransmitter secretion. NCBI's taxonomy places the organism in Eukaryota, Metazoa, Chordata, Actinopteri, Pleuronectiformes, Cynoglossidae.